ACGCAACACUUUCAAUAAUAGAAUCCAAUCCCCCCACAUUGAAGGCAGUCUCCUCCCCUGCAGCUACCUUCCAUUUUUCUUCUGAGCUUUUAAUUUUGCAUUAACUCUCCCUAUCUCCAUAGCUUAAUUGUAGCAAACACUCGUCUCUAUAUAACUUCACUAUUUUUCGCAGCUCCAUUUGGGCGAUGGGCGUAUUACACUGCCGCCAUCAUCAUUUCCAACACACACCCUCCUGCUUCUCUUUUGCUACCAUAGCCACAUUAACUUUCCUUUUGCUUACCUCUGUUGUUUCAGCUCUUCGUCUCAACCCCACUCGACGACUCAGUGGUGAGCAGCAAGAGGUGAUUGAGCGAGUUCUGCCUCAGAGAAAACUGAGUGGACCGGGUUCAUCACCACCCACCUGCAGAUCCAAGUGUGGAAGGUGUUCGCCAUGUAAACCGGUUCGAGUCUCCAUUCAACCCGGUUUUAGUUUCACUUUAGAGUACUACCCCGAAGCCUGGAGGUGCAAGUGUGGAAACAAUCUAUUCAUGCCUUAAAAGUAUAUUACUCUUGUUUCUUUCUUUUUAUUUGUUUCUAAUUUUGUUCUCCACGUCUAAUUAAUCACUUAUUCUACUUUCUUCACUGCCUAUAAUAUCGAAAUGCACCAACAAAAAGCAUGUACUAACUACUAAGUAUCAUAAACUUUGGCUAUAGUCUAAAUUAGAGCUUUUUAUUUUUAAUUUAAUUUUGUAAAGGUUUUUUCUCUGCUUAUUAUUCAAAGAAAAGAUUCUCCAAAUAAAAGAAAAAGUCAAAAGAACCA
Molecule: messenger RNA, 799 nt
Organism: Nicotiana tabacum (common tobacco)
Lineage: Eukaryota; Viridiplantae; Streptophyta; Magnoliopsida; Solanales; Solanaceae
Source: RefSeq, a predicted model, not a curated record